This is a messenger RNA of Apus apus (common swift), 2933 nucleotides long. It is a transcript of the gene TRAPPC6B, whose product is annotated as trafficking protein particle complex subunit 6B. The record is from RefSeq and is a predicted model, not a curated record. Gene Ontology annotation, cellular component: trans-Golgi network; TRAPP complex; cis-Golgi network. The transcript is spliced from 6 exons. Gene Ontology annotation, biological process: regulation of GTPase activity; endoplasmic reticulum to Golgi vesicle-mediated transport. NCBI's taxonomy places the organism in Eukaryota, Metazoa, Chordata, Aves, Apodiformes, Apodidae. Bases 426 to 902 code for a protein of 158 amino acids.
GGGGCGCGCGGGCCGGGCCGUGGUGGCGCUAAGGCUCCGUUAGCGGGCGCUGCUCCCGGCGCCUGGCGCGGGGUCCUGCUAAGCGUGGCGUCCCGGGGGGGGUACGCACGGGGAGCGAAUGAGUGACACUCUGAAAGCAAUAAAGAGCCCACGGCACCUUCCCCGCCCUCUCCGCACCCUCCCCUGCGGGGCGGCGGCAGCUCCGCAGGGAUCCAGCGCGCUUGCCCCCAGCUCUGUCCCUCGCUCCCGCCCGGUCCGCGCCGCCGCCCGAGCAGCGGCAAGGCCCUUCCCCGCCCCGGCUGGCAGCAGCGCAGGCUGCCGGGGCCCGGCCCGCCUGGCCUGGCCGCGCCGGAAGGGGCGGUGCGGCGGCGGGCCCCGCCGGCCGUUGCCCGGUGCCGGGCGGGGAGCCCCGCUGCGGGGCGGGGAUGGCGGACGAGGCGCUCUUCCUGCUGCUGCACAACGAGAUGGUGGCGGGGCUGCACCGCGCCGCCGAGCAGGGCGAAGGGGAGAACGGCCGCUGCACCACCAAGCUGGAGAGCAUGGGCUUCCGCGUCGGGCAGGGGCUGAUCGAGAGGUUUACAAAAGAUACUGCCAGGUUCAAAGAUGAAUUAGAUAUUAUGAAGUUCAUCUGCAAGGAUUUUUGGACAACUGUAUUCAAAAAACAAAUAGAUAACCUAAGGACUAAUCAUCAGGGUAUUUAUGUUCUUCAAGACAAUAAAUUUCGUCUCUUGACACAAAUGUCUGCAGGAAAGCAAUAUUUAGAACAUGCACCAAAGUAUUUAGCAUUUACCUGUGGAUUAAUCAGAGGAGGCCUGUCAAAUUUGGGAAUAAAGAGUAUUGUAACAGCUGAAGUUUCAUCAAUGCCUGCAUGUAAAUUUCAGGUGAUGAUACAGAAAAUGUAGUACACAUCCAAAUCUGGGUAUCUACCUUAAAAAUGGUUUGUGUGGAUUCAGUAUCUUGGUUCAGCUUUGUAUGUAGCUUGUAAAUUAUAGCAGUGCUCAAUUGCAAAAUAUAUAAUAAAUGUUAAUAACAAUAACACUAUCCUUGUAUCUUGGUAUGAAAUUUAUACUAUACCAAGGUAUUAAUGUCCAUCUGGUUAGAACUGUCUACGCAGAAGUUUGCAGCAAAAUAUUUCAAUUCCUAAAACAACACAUACAGAAGACCAGAGGCAUCUUUUGAGAAGAGAGUAUAAGCCUGAUCAAGACUAAACUGGAGUAAGAAACUAAUGCCCAACUGCUACCUUUCCUUAUUUGUGCUGAACUGUGAGGCAGCAAUUGCUUUUGUAUCAUUCUGAGGAAGAUCUUAACAUGUGAACCAACAGCCUUCAUUAAUGGUGUUCGGUGGAAGUUUAGUUCCUUUUGUAGGAAUGAUAGGGUGGGGGCCGGGAAAUAGAAAAGAGAACUGAUUUCCACAUAGUUGAACAGUUUCUUUCUUCCCUAAAAUUGGGAGCUUUUUCUUUCUGUGUCAGAGUAGUUUUAUAGCUAAGGUGAUUAUACUGGCCAAAGGAGGAAAUUUGUUUUGGCUUGUGCAUAAACUCAGUAUUAACAUAAUUGUUUUUAUUUACUAGCUGCAACUCAUUUCUGUAAUGAGUGUGUGCAAGAAGAUUAUUAGGCCUGCAAGAAGCUAUAAAGACAUCACUAAGACUUUGAGGACACUGGGGUUUGAUAGAUACUCCUUGUUGCAAGAUUUGCAUAACAACAUGCAUCUUGCUGCAAGCAUGAAAACAUCUUGUUAAAACUUUUAAUGUGUCUGAUAUUCAGUUUCUACUUUCAGACCAGUAAAUAACAGGCUAACCAGAAAAGCUAACAUGUUAAAAUAGUACCUUUGUUUUAACACCUUCUGUGUUGGGAUAAGUGUAUGGUUGGUUGCAUGAUGGGCAAGAACAGUGGAAGCUUUUCUUCCCUAAGCCCAAGGGAAGGUCGGAAGUUUGUAAUGGAUCCUGCCUUUCCUAGAUAGCUGUUACAAGCUGGCAAGCUAUAGAUUACAGCAUAACCAGAGGUUGUGCUUAAGAUUGUGAUCAAAUUCUGAUCUUUUCAGGUACUGUGAAUCCUAGUUUAGAUUAGUUGUAUCUGAAUAACUUGACAAUUCUGGGAAGCAUUUAGAGUAGAACUCAAACGAGCAGAAUGCUGUCCCUCUGUUUUGUAGAACUAGUAAAUAUGGUUGGUACCCAAUGUCUGUUCACCCUGCAGGUGCCUGAAAUGUGAUUACAUUGAAAUGUUCAUCUAGUCUGUUUAGUCACACUUUCAGCAUGUUGAAAGCAAGAGGAAUUGGCAAUCGAAGAACCCAUAAAAUCCAAAAAUACUAGUUAGCCUAGUAUUAGUAUAGUAUCCUCUAGCCCUACAAUUUAAAACAAAUUGAGUUAUAAAGUUGAACAACCCCAGCCCCCUAUAAAUUACCAGUAUAAGAACCCAGCAUUUUUCAUCAAACAGCUGAUCCCCACCCAUGUAACAGAAUACUAGCAUAGCAAUAGAAUCACUGUUACUUGCAUCUCCAUGAUUACAGGUCUAGUAGUUAUUGUAAUUCACUUUGAUUUUUCACUUGACAGUUAAGUCCGCCAGCAUGCCAGAUACAAAAGUGCCAAUCAUUCAAAGACAUAUUAGGGGUUUAUCAAGAAGUGGUUGUGGUUAAUGAUUAUUUUUAAGUGAUGGGAGGGACUUAAAUUCUACAAUAUAUAGAAAGUAGAUGUCAGUUAAAACUGUGUAUCAGUUUGCUGCUAUCAGCAGAAUUUAUAGUUCCUUUAAUACGGAUUUUUAAUUGUUGAAGAUAACAAAAACCAGAGGGAGUCAUGUAUGUACCAAGCAGAUGCUGUUACUUUUGGUGCAGCACUGUUAAAUAUAUAAAUAGGUGAGCUAACAUAUUUGUCAAGAUAACAUACAGAAAAUAUAUUUGUUCAUUCUGUUUAGUAAAUGUUUCUAUUAAAAGCAUUGAAUACA